This is a messenger RNA of Vitis vinifera (wine grape), 4381 nucleotides long. RefSeq lists its product as uncharacterized. NCBI's taxonomy places the organism in Eukaryota, Viridiplantae, Streptophyta, Magnoliopsida, Vitales, Vitaceae. Gene Ontology annotation, molecular function: glycosyltransferase activity. The coding region runs from base 2785 to 4224 and encodes 479 amino acids. The record is from RefSeq and is a predicted model, not a curated record. The transcript has 7 exons.
UUUUUUUGAUCCCUGUGUUUUUUGGAUCUGUUUUAGGGGUCUCUUUGCUUUUGUGCCAUUCGAUUUAAAUUUCACGAACCCUAAAUCCAAGAUUUUUGAGCCAGGAAAAACACAACCUUUGCUUGCAAAUCAUGAUCAGAUUACCAAAUAGCAUCUCAUGUUUUUUUAAAAAAAAAAAAUUGGACAGAUUUUGUAUCCUGUGUGCGGCCUGAACUGGUAGGAAAUAUUGGAAAAUUUCCCAAAAAAUCGGUAAAAAUACCGAAAUUUCGGCGAUAUUUUCGAAUCGGUAAAAAUAGUGUCUUUCUCAGAAAUAUCGCAGAACUUUUUCGACAUUUCAAUCAGAUGAGUGAAGUACCUGUUCUGGGAGAGUGGCUAGAGUCUCCUGCAGGGGAGAUUGGUUUCGGAUACUCCAAAGCUCGCCUGAUUCUUUUCUGGUUGAUUUCUCUUCUCUCUGAUUUCUCCUUCAAAAUCCCCACUCAGCUCACUCUCUGUAAAAUCUCAUUUCACCCGAAAAUUCCAUCUCCACACCCUCAAAACUCUCUAAAAUCCAAGGAAAAGUUGUAAUGCCCAUCAGACAAGUUUUUGCCUUUAGACAAAGAUGGAGCGGGAAAUCAAGGUGAUCGGCAACUUCCUUUUUUUAAAAAAAAAAAAUAAAAAUCCAGAGCCAGUUGGACGGUCCGGAUUGAACCAUCUUCAUCCAAUGGCCAAAUCUGUUUUUUGGGUACUACUACUAAUGUCUUUUUGUUCCAUUAAAUAAGAUUUUAGGUCGUUGAAAUCAAAUUCUUAGUCUUGUUUGGAUUUGCGACCACAAUAGGUCACAUCCCUUGUAAGCUUUUGGACAAGUUCUUCUUCAAUUGUUUUGCAUUUCAUUUAAUAUAUAUUUUUUUUUCAUAGGAAUAAUGUAUAGAAUAUUUUAUAUGUUAGUGUUUUGUUGUAAGAAUAGAUAUAGUUAUUGAAUAAAAAAAAGUUGUUAAAAAUAUUUUAGUAGUUAUAAUGGAAAAAAUUAUAAAAAAAAUUAAAUAUUUAAAACCUAUAUACAAAUCAGGUUAAAAAUAUGAAAAAUAUCUAAUAGAAUAAGAUUCAGAACAUAGGCUCCAUAAAUAAAUGAUAGUUUUAAUAAUUUUUUCUUUGUAAAUAUUGAAAUGAUAUUAUAUACAUGAGUGAAAGGGUUAUAGAUGUAUUGAUUGAUUAUGUUCUAUGUUUCACAUUAAGUAAGGUACCGAAGUGGUACCGUAGAAUUCUCCUCUCCUGGGAGUUUGAUGGGAUCAUUUUUAAAUUUGCUUUUGGGAUAAGUUUAAAAUUAAUUUAAUGUAGGAUGAAAAUAUAUCGACGGAUAUUUUGGAAAAAAAAUUUUGAUAGGUAAAAAAUUGAUCAAAACUCAUAAAAAUGUAAAAAAAAACUUAAUAACAAUGUAAUUAGAAGUAUAAUAGAUAAUUUAAAUUUAUUCUGUUGAAUAAUUUGAUAUAUAUAUUAUAUGAUUUGCGAUAUUAUAUGUAAUUAUAUUAUAUGGGUUAAUAAAAAAUGUGAAUUUUGUAAUUACGCAUUCAUUAUCAAGCUUUAUAAAAAAUUUAAUUUUAUUAAAUACAAAUAAUUUAUAUAUAUUAACUUGAUUUCAUUAAAUACCAAUAAUUUGUAUAUAUUAUCGCAUAGCUGUUUGGGUUCACUUUGGAUCGUUGGAUCACAUCCAAAUUCACUUUGGACCAUCACCAUGGAGUCAUGAUUUGUUUCCUUUUUUUUUUUUUUUAUCUCUACUAAAUUUUUAAAAAAUCAAAAGGCCACACAUCCGAAAAGCCCUUUGCUGAAGACCCGCUUCUCUCACUCGGGCAUCAAAAAGCCCUUGGCUGAAGCUGCCCUCCGGACGAGAGAAUCGCCCCAACUUCCUCUUUCACUCUCAAUCCUCGCAGGUUCUAAUCUAAUCAUUUAUUACUUUUUUUUUUUUUUUGCAACCCCUGUUUGAUUCCCAAGAAAAUCCAUCCCCCAUUCAAUUUCCAGGAAAAUCCAUCCCCCAUUCGAUUUCCGGGAAAAUUCAUCCUCGUUUGAUUUCCGAGAAAAUUCAUCCUCGUUUGAUUUCCGAGAAAAUCCAUGCAAAACCCUCAAGGAAAACCAAAAAAAUUGCAUUUUUUUUUUCCUCCCUGUGUUUUCUGAUCUGUUCUAGGGUCGCUUUGCUUUUGUGCCAUUGGAUUUAAAUUUCACGAACCCUAAACCCACGAUUUUUGAGCCAGGCUGAAAAACAACCUUUGCCUGCAAGUCAUGAUCAGAUUACCAAGGAACAUCUUAUGUUUUUUUAAAAAAAAAAAAAAAAUUGGACAGAUUUUGUAUCCUGUGCGCGGCCUGGACUAGUAGGAAAUAUCGGGAAAUUUCCCGAAAAAUCGGCGAUACAAACCGAAAUUUCACCGAUUUUUUGCUUGCAGCCAUGUUUCGGUGAUUUUUUCGCCGAUUUUAACAGAAAUUUGGCGAAAUUUCUCCCGUCGACAUUUCGCCCCCCUCUUUCGUAUCGCCGGCCACCGAAACCCGAAAUUUCGGCGAAAUUUCUGUUAAAAAAAUGGAAACUUUCAUCCUUGUGUACAACUAGGAAAUUCUCACUAAAUUAGAUGUCGAGUAAGUUUAGGAAAUUGAGAUCCUCCCAGCACGCGAGCGAACGGGGCAUUCUUCUAAAUCUGCCGCUUAAAACGUCGCCGUUUUAACAACAUCUAGGACUCCAUUGUUGCAGAGGAUCGCAGAUCGAAACAUGAAACCCUAGAAACGGGAAAAUAUUUGUCAAGAUCAGACAUCUAAACCAAAUCGAUGGCGAAACAGUCGACGUCGUGGUUGACAUUUCACAAGAGAUGGCCUCUCUUGCUCGUGGCAUUGCUUUCAACGUCCACCGUGAUAGUCUUGCUCAUCAGAGCCGCAUCCGAUUCCUGCAACACUAAUUCCGUCACUACUACUACUACUAUUACUACUACUCCCCAUUACAGCUAUGAGAACACUCGAAUUCAGGUAACCUCACAAGUUGAAACCCCAUCGAAUCCUCUCCGAUUCAUGAAAUCCAAGCUCGUCCUCUUGGUUUCUCAUGAGCUUUCUCUUUCUGGUGGACCUCUGUUACUGAUGGAGCUUGCAUUUUUGUUAAGAGGUGUGGGUGCGGAAGUUGUCUGGCUUACCAUCCAAAAACCCACAGAUUCAGAUGAGGUCAUAUACAGUUUGGAGCAUAGGAUGUUGGACCGCGGAGUCAAGGUGUUCCCUGCAAAGGGUCAAGAAGCUAUAGAUACGGCUCUUAAAGCUGAUUUGGUUGUUUUAAAUACUGCUGUGGCUGGGAAGUGGUUGGAUUCUGUGGUUAAAGAAAAUGUCCCUCGCAUUCUUCCAAAGGUGUUGUGGUGGAUUCAUGAAAUGCGAGGGCAUUAUUUUAAAUUGGAGUAUGUUAAGCACCUUCCCUAUGUUGCUGGUGCCAUGAUUGAUUCACACACAACAGCAGAGUACUGGAAGAACAGAACACGAGAGCGGUUAGGAAUUAAGAUGCCUGAAACCUAUGUUGUGCACCUUGGAAAUAGCAAAGAACUGAUGGAAAUAGCUGAAAACAAUGUGGCCAAAAGGGUUCUCCGUGAACAUGUACGGGAAUCUCUCGGAGUGCGGAAUGAAGAUUUACUAUUUGCCGUAAUAAAUAGUGUUUCACGUGGGAAAGGUCAGGAUCUAUUUCUGCGUUCCUUCUAUCAAAGUUUGCAGCUGAUCAAAGGGAGGAAACUACAGGUGCCAUCAAUUCAUGCAGUAAUAGUGGGAAGUGACAUGAAUGCUCAAACAAAAUUUGAAACCGAACUUCGCAACUUUGUUGUGGAAAACAAAAUUCAAGACCAAGUGCAUUUCAUCAACAAAACCUUGACUGUAGCUCCUUAUUUAGCUUCUAUUGAUGUUCUUGUGCAAAAUUCUCAGGCCCGGGGAGAGUGUUUUGGGAGGAUAACCAUUGAAGCAAUGGCCUUUCAGCUGCCUGUACUGGGCACGGCAGCUGGAGGAACCACAGAGAUUGUGGUAAAUGGGACAACAGGUUUGUUGCAUAAUGUUGGGAAAGAAGGCGUGAAACCUCUUGCAAAUAAUAUUGUGAAGCUGGCAACAAAUGUUGAGAGGAGGUUGACAAUGGGAAAGAGAGGGUACGAAAGGGUUAAAGAGAGGUUCUUAGAACACCACAUGUCUGAGAGAAUUGCUUCAGUUCUAAAGGAAGUCUUGAAGAAGGCAGAAAACCACGCAUUUUCUUGAUUUUCAAGGACACUUGAAACAUUUUUCAGUUGAAAAUUUUGUUUUGGAUUUGGUGUCAUCGGUUUGGGAUUCUGCUUCCAUGUAUCAUAUGUAGAAAAAUGAGUACUAAUAUAGUACAUUAUUUUUUUCUAAAGAAAUAUUUUGGCUGUUGAGUCUA